Triplophysa rosa is the source of this 7437-nucleotide messenger RNA. Its product is annotated as zinc finger protein 501-like. The record is from RefSeq and is a predicted model, not a curated record. Gene Ontology annotation, biological process: regulation of transcription by RNA polymerase II. The transcript has 3 exons. Gene Ontology annotation, molecular function: RNA polymerase II cis-regulatory region sequence-specific DNA binding; DNA-binding transcription factor activity, RNA polymerase II-specific. Lineage: Eukaryota; Metazoa; Chordata; Actinopteri; Cypriniformes; Nemacheilidae. Bases 249 to 1502 code for a protein of 417 amino acids.
UUAGAACACAACAAGAAGAGAUGAUAUGUUACAUGUUUAACACAUAGUGCGUUGCAUCAAUCCAACAGUUUACAGUUAAAUCAGAGGUUUAAAAAGAGUUAUUUCUUAUGAAGACGCAAAAUAUUCAGACCGCUUCCAGUGCUUCUAAUAAGCUAAGAUACACUCAACGAGUAACGUUAACUCACAGUCUCUAGCAAAAUACAUUUUAAACAAAACCAUAGACUAUCAUCUUGUCAUUAUGAAGAAUAAUGAAAACAUUGGAACAUGUUGGAAAGAGUAGCGUCCUGACCGUCACCGUACACACGCAUGCUGACUGGAGAUUGACAGACAACACCAGCGGAGAGAACGGUUCCUGUCCAGUGUUUUCCUGCUCUGUGUGUUCAUUGUCAUACACGGCUCAAACUUAUCUCCACAAACAUAUGAGAAGAUGCCAUCAUGAGGAGUGUGACAAAAUGCUGAAAUGUGGAGAGAUUGACAGUGAGGACAUGGUACCUAAGACGACCUUGAAAACAGAACAUGUAUCAUCUGAUAAUCUCUGCUCUGCCACUCAGAACGAACUAAAACACAGAGAAGGCAAGGAGAAAACUCACCAUUGUGCAGAUUGUGGGAAGAGUUUCUCUUGGUCAAGUCAUUUUAUUGCACACAAGCGCACACACACAGGAGAGAAGCCGUAUUGCUGCUCCCAGUGUGGGAAGAGUUUCUCUCGGUUAGGUGAUCUCAAUGUACACCAGCGUAUACACACAGGAGAGAAGUCGUAUCACUGCACACAGUGUGGCAAGAGUUUCUCUCAUUCAAGUCAUCUCAGUAGACACCGACGCAUGCACACAGGAGAGAAGCCGUAUCUCUGCACACAGUGUGGUAAAAGUUUCUCUCAGUUGGUUAAUCUCAGUAGACAUCAGCAUAUACACACAGGAGAGAAGCCAUAUCACUGCUCACAGUGUGGGAAGAGUUUCUCUCUGUUAAGUCUUCUUACUAUACACCAGCACACACACACAGGAUUAAAGCCAUAUCACUGCUCACAGUGUGGGAAAAGUUUCUCUCAUUCUUCCAAUCUCCGUGUACAUCAGCGCAUACACACAGGAGAGAAGCCGUACUGCUGCACGCAAUGUGGCAAAACGUUUUCAGAGUUAAGUCGUCUUAGUAGACACCAACAAACACAUACAGGACAUAAGCUGUAUCCUUGCUCACAGUGUGAGAAGAGUUUCUCUCGGUCAAGUCAUCUUACAAGACACCAGCGCACACACACAGGAGAGAAGCCGUAUCACUGCUCACAGUGUGGGAAGAGUUUCUCUCAGUCAAGUCAUCUUAGUGUACACCAGCAAACACACACAGAGGAGAAGCUAUAUCACUGCACACAGUGUGGAAAGAAUUUCUCUCGGUCAAGUCACCUUAGUAGACACCAGAAAACACACACAGGAGUGAACCUCUAUUACUGUGUACCAUGUGGAAAGAGUUUUAACAGGUUUAUUGGUCUUCAAAGACAUCAGCAGAAACACAAAUAAGUCAUAUCACUGCUUAAAGAAGAAACUGAUGUCACUAUUCAUGCAGGUCACUUAUCAGAACAUAAAUAGAAUUGUGAGUUACCUUUCUGUCACUUACUCAACGUUGUGUAGAUGACUUUAUACUAGGGGUUCGAUCUUAAGAGACCAAUCACUCGGUUUCCUUCUAAACAGUGCCAUGAGAGUUAGCGAGUGGGAUUUUUGGGCCUGUCUCCGCCCCAGUUAUCUGGGUAUAAAAGAGGUUUGUUCUUCAGAGCAGAUCUGUGCAUGCUAUUGCAUUACUCUGCUUCUCUGUUUGGGGCAUUCCCCCUGGGACAUUAUGUGUGCUGGUCUCUUUUUUUUAAUCAACGGACCACUUUGGAUGUUCCCUGGGCUGCUGUUUGUGCUGCAGAUGUGCUUAAAAGGAUACUCCACAGUAGCAUGAUAAUUAAGAUGACAUUCUGCCAGUUACGUUGCUGUCUCUGGGCGGGAGUCAUAAAGCUUAAUUUGAGUUCUGAAGAUGAACGGAGGUCCUAGGGUUAUCGUACGACUUAAGGCUGAGUAAUUCAGGACAGAAUUUCCAUGCUACAGAGUAUCCCUUUAAGAGCAAUUUGGGAAAUACAAUAGAGGUUUUUUUGCUGAGCGAGUCCUCCUGUUUCCCUUCACACUCAUGCAAAUUUGUCUUAAUCCUGAGUUCUCAACAUUACAGAUAAUCCUCCGUCUGGUGGAUUUAUUUUCAUGUUUGGGUUUGGGAGGAUGAUGACCCGUCACAGCAUUGAAAGGUGGGUUCCCACCAUCAUAGGCAGACAACUUGCAUUCCCUGUGCAGAGCUUUUCUUGGGAUGCAGAGAGUUUCUACGGACAGAAGUACCCUUAGAACAAGUAUUGAGGCGUGUUGCAUGUCGUCACAACAGACACAUUGAACAUGGUCUGUCGGAUGCCGCGAGUAUACAAUUUCUGGGCCCCACACAUGGCCUCACCAACAUUGGCAUAUCUAACUGUCUGGAGUUAUUGGCAGUUUUGCUUGCCUUGUGGAGGCUGUGGACUUUGAUUCAGGAAGAGCAUGUGUUCAUCCAGCUAGAUAUCACCAUGUGUGUAAAUAAAUCACGAUGGAGGUUUCCGCUCCCGUUGCUUUUUGCCAUUGCAACUCGCCUGCCACUUCCACCUAUAGAAUCAGCAGAGGUUGAAGUCUUAACGACUCACAUCCCAGGCAGCCUCAAUCAGGCAGCGCAUAUGCUUUCAUAUAGAGGGUUAGAGCCCCCUCUAUAAGGCAUCUCUUAUUUGGAGUGGUAUCUUUUCGUGGACUGCUGCUCUUCCCUUGGGGCAGACCCACAGAGAUGCUCCGUCGUGUCAGUGUUUAUACUUUUUACUGAAAGAAUUUGAGUAAUGGCUGUCUUCCUCCACCCUGAAGGUCUAAGUGCCUACUAUUGUGGCACAUCAAGCUAUGCUGGAUGGGAAAUCCUUAUGCAAGCAGCACCUUAUUUUCAGAUUUCUCCCAGGCCUGGCUUCUUUUGUGCUUGUGGUCCUUUAGAGAGCUCUUUUUAAGGCCUUAGCUUGAUAAAAGUUUAGAGCCCUAUUUCAAAAGAUGGUCUCCUGAUGGCGCUUACUUCUAUAAAAAGUGUUAGGGAUAUACAAACAUUCUCUUUGUUUAGCAGGUACCUAGAGAUUUUUGCAUAUAAUUUUAUGAUAUAGAUUUCCUUGUUGGUAGUCCCAUAUGAGGUAUUUCUGCUGUCUAGUUUUCCUGUCUUCCUCUAGACAGAGACCUAAUCUGUUUUCUCCAGUGAGGCUGGUUGGUGCAUCCUUUCGGCAGUACUUUGUUCCGGGGUUCAGCCAGAUGUGUUACCUACUGUGGUAUAAAGUGCAUCUGUGGUAUUUCCACAUGUAAACUCCCCUUGGGUGCUGUAAUUCCACACUUUCCCAGCACAUUUGGUUAGUAGGUUUCUCUGCAGUUACUACAUGGAAGCCUUUCCCCCCACUCAGAGUGACAGUCCUGAAAUCGGAAACUUUGUCAAAUUCUGUAAUAAAAAACAAUAAUUAUGCACAGUGCAGGUGUUAUCGUGUUGAAGCCAAAGCAGGAUAAAACAGUUGCUGCUUGAGUGCAUGCUUAAAAAAAGUUGUUUGAUUUCACUGAUGGCAACUACCUAAAGCACAUCUCAUACCUGGCUAUCAAGAGUGAAUUUAGCCUCCAGGACCUCCAUGAAGCAGCUGAGGCACUAAAAACCGCUUUAAACUGGACAUGAACCAGCAGUAUAACAAUUGUAAAUGAGUAAAUUAUCUCUCUGUUGUGUCAAAAUCACAUCUACUGUCCUGCAAACAAGCCUUAGCCAGGUUUAGGGGUAACCCUACCCCUGUUCCUACCCCCAUGUUUUGAAAAAUGUAUGGUGUCAUAUUAAGAGAUAAUGUCAACAGUCUUUUAGAUCCUCUUCAAUUUGCAUAUAGAAAAAGAAGAGGUACAGGCGAUGCGAACAAUAGUCUGAUGCACCUGGUUUUAAGUCAUUUGGAGGAUUCAGAUGCUUAUGCUAGAGCACUUUUUAUAGAUUUUAGUUCACCUUUUGACACCAUUCAACCAUUUGUUUUAAAGGCCACGUUCCCCGCGAUUGCAUUUUUCAACCUUUAGUUAGUGUGUAAUGUUGCUGUUAGAGCAUAAACAAUACCUGCAAAAUGAUAAAGCUCAAAGUUCAAUGCCAAGCGAGAUAUUGUCUUUAACAGAAUUCGCUUUUCAAGGACUACAGAGAACGGCUGGAAUCGGACUACAGCCCUUUACUUCCUGGGGACAUGAUGUCACUAUUCUGAGUUUUUGAAAAAGCCCAAAGGAAUACUCAAAGAAAUGGCGACGGGGUAACUGCAAGUCGGAGAACUGGGCAUGUCGAAAGGUGGGGGCAGGACGAAAGAUAGGGGGCAUGUCGAAAGGUUUUUCAUUGGUCAAAGGUGCCCUUUUCUUCCCAACUCAGUUGACCAAUAACCACACACAUACGUCAUUUCUUUUAAACAGGAAGAAGAUCGCAAUAAGGUGUGUAAUGCAAAGGUUUCAAAUUGUAAAUUUGUGAUCAUAAGCCCUUAAAAACUAAAUUAAAUUUUAUCAGACAAGUCUGUGUUUUUGCUAAAUUGCUUAAUAAUAAAUUACAGAAGGUAGGCCUAAGUAAAUAGCUCUUACUCAUCUAGAAGCAGCUGUCGUUAUGUUUUAUGAGUAUUUCAGUCUUUUUCAGUAUAUGUAUUUCAGUAUAUGUUUUAUGAGUAUUUCAGUCUUUUUCAGUAUAUGUAUUUCAGUAUAUGUUUUAUGAGUAUUUCAGUCUUUUUCAGUAUAUGUAUUUCAGUAUAUGUUUUUGUUUACAUACACUAAAUCAUAGUUGUAGUAAAAUGGUAGAAAUGCCUUUUACAGUAUGACAUGUUGUUAUUCUAUCAUGACACCAAGGAAAGUAAAUUAUUAUGAACUUAACGCUAGAAACGCUAGUGCAGUUACAAGUGUUAUUAUUUUAGAGACAUUGUACCACCCUUUAAAUAAUAAUUGUAAUUCACAUUUGAUUGUGACACUUAUCAGCUGUUCCUUAAAUAUCAGUUAUUUCUAAAUAGUUCAAAUCAAAUAUGUGUAUCCCCUGUACCUUAAUUUUACAUUUACAAUAAAAUGCAAUAUAACAUUAACACCUGCUUCUUUUAGUUUCAUUUUAAAUAGUUAAGGUAAUGUGAUUAUUUUCAUUUUAAUCAAAUACAAAACACAUUUUAUUGUAAAGUAUAAGAAGUACUUUGCACAAUAGAGAAAAACAAUUCAGUCAAAAGUACACAGGCAGUGCUCCAAAUACAUACAGCCAGGCUGUGUAUAUGAAACUGACUGACCUCAGUCAAAAUGAUUAGUCUCGAAAGAUUCAUCAGACCAACGAUUGCCCAUUAUGAAAUGUAACCAAAACUAGGCUAAUAAUCCUAUUACCACUUAAGUGAUAUUAGAGUCAGCGGUCAAUUUGAGGUGUAUUUGCUGCUAUCAAGUUGUUCUUGGCGGCGCUAACAGCCCGGUGAUCACGGAGAACUCACACAUUAGAUUCGCGUCGAGGCCAAUUUUAAAAUAGGCACUAGUAUCUUUAUAAAUCAACUGCAGAUUCUUGGUUUCAUAUUUAAAAUCUUCGAUACAAAAACACCACAGUGAAAAAGUGGCUUUAGAUGUAGGCCAAUAGUGUUUAAGAUGAUGUUGAACAGGCAGCAUUCGUGUCCAAUUGAAAAGACCUUUCGGCACUCCCCCACGUUUCGACACGCCCAUUUCUCCAACCUGCAGAGACCCCUACUUGAAAAAAUGGGCGAGGCCUUUCUUAAAGAAGAGGAAGAGCCGCUGGAGUAGUGCUGGUUCUCACUCAGAGAUUGUAAACAUUUAACUGAGCUACUCGCUAAACUACUUUCACUUUCAGCCUGAGAAGCGGAAGCUCUCUGAUAUGGUAUGGGUGGGACAGCUUUACAAACACGCUCUAAGUGGGGAACCAAUCACGACAGACCGGGUCAGCUUUACAAAUCAGAGCGUUUCGGAAGGAGGGACUUUAUAUAGACCGGUAGAAAUCCUGUCGUUUUGUUAGAAGAGGGACAGCGGUCAACAAUAGACUUGAAAUAUAAAGCGGUUUUUUUAUUAGAAACAUGAACAUCCAUUGUUAAACACCCAAAAAACAAUCAAAGCCUCAAAAACAGCGAAGACUGGCUCUUUUAAUGAAUAAAUUAAGGUAGUUAGAUGUAAGUUCUGCAAUUAUGCACUGGUAUCACUCCUUUUUAACUAACAGGACCCAGUGAGUCAAAGUUAAUAACGUUUAUCUCAAAUAAAAUACUGCAGUACUGGUGUCCCAUAGGGUGUUGUUAGUUCUCCAGUCCUCUUUACGCUGUUUACUAAUGAGUUCAUACGCUUGUUCUUGUCCAUAAUCAAGAGAUUUCACACGAACAAUCAUACAAGUAUCUAGGAGUGUAUAUUGACAAAUCUCUCGCGUGGGAAACCCAUGUUAACUGGGUGUGUGAAAGGCUUUAUCAGAGACCGUACUUUCUCAGAAGAUUACGGAUGUAUGGAGUAGACAGGAAAAUCAUGUUUCUCUUUUAUCAGUCUUUAUUAGAAAGUGUUAAUAGGUACGGCUUGUCCACUUGGUAUGGUAAUCUCUCGGUAAAAUCCAAAUCAAAGAUACUUUAUAUUGUUCGAACUGCUACAAAGAUUAUUGGUCUAAAUGACUAGUAUUCAAGCUCUGUAUGAGCUAUGUACAUUGAACGAGGCCAAAAGGAUUUUAAAUGACCUGUCUCAUGUACUUCACUCUUGCCCUCUGGAAGGAGAUUCAGAACAUCUCGUUACAAACUAAACAGAUUUAAGAACUCCUUUAGAGAACCACUAAAGUCAAAUCAUCAUUUUUAUUGGUUUUUAUAUUAUUGAAUCUUAAAUUACUUUUGUUCCUUUUUGUUGUAUAUUUCAGUUCUUUAAGAAAAUGAUUUGUCAAUGUGAAUUCUGAUUUGAAAAUAAAUGUUAUUUGAAUUUUUAUUUUCACAUUUUAUUCACAAACCUAAUCAUGGACCAUGUAUAGAAUUGUUAGCUCAGUGUAUUGUUUCAUCCCUAUUGAGUACUAUAUGUAAUUCUACUGCUUAAGUUUUGGUAAACUGCACACCAAGAAGGCACCAUAGGACACUUGCCUUUUUUGUCUGCUUUGAACUGGUUUCUUGUGCCUAAUAAAUCCCAUUACUUGACAGAUGACAUUGUAACAAUACAACCAUGUGUAAAUUACCAACAUAAAUUUCCAUGCUUUCUAACUGUCUGGCCAUUCUUUUAUGACAACAGUGUUAUGUGUUUACAUCAAGUGAAAUCAGCCAACAGGCACCAAGCAGACCAGUUGGAGUCUCUAAUCGCCAUGAUUGGCUCAGCAAAGGUGAAGCAAAAGUUGUUUCCUGGAGCACAGUUUGAAACUCUUCGAAUCCAACUGGACUGCAUUCAGAAGAAGGGAUUUACAGUUAAAGACCCA